GAAGUCAACGGAAUUUUCAACAGUUUCCCCCUCCCUUCCGCUAUGAUUCGAUCGCGUAUAUAAACUCAUUCGAACAUAAAUUUUAACUUAGGGAUCUCGAGUUAAGGGGAGCAUUGCCAUCUUCUCAAUUUAAUUUAGUAACAGUGCUUUGUGCUAGGGAAGAUGAAGUUCUUUGUACUUUUCGCGAUUCUCGUCGCUAUCGUUUACGCAUCUUGCGCAAGUGUUUCUCAAGUUGUUUACGAUGAACCGAUUUACGAUUUGAGGCAAAUUGAGGAGGAAAAUAUAGAACCAGAUACGGAAUUGAUGGAUUCCAACGAACCGCUACUGCUACGACAUCGAAGGGUAACGUGCGACGUUUUAUCAUGGCAAUCAAAAUGGCUGAGCAUUAAUCAUUCAGCCUGCGCUAUCAGAUGUUUAGCUAAACGACGUAAAGGUGGCAGAUGCAAAAAUGGCGUGUGCAUCUGUCGAAAGUGAAACGAUUCGAAAAUUGAUUGCAACGAUCUGUUCAUUUCCAAUAUUUUUUUACUCGAAAUUUCGUACUUCCUAUUUUGUAAAAGUUUGAGUAAAAUCAUUUUUUAAAAUCAUAUUCCAUAUAUAUAUAUACUUUGUAUAUCAUAAUCGAUUAAGAUAAAAAGAUUAUUUUGUAUUUUGUUACAUUUUUCAAAAGUAAAAGAAUUUUUUUAAUUUCUUUUUAAUAAAUUUCUUCUUGCACAA
Messenger RNA from Apis cerana (Asiatic honeybee), 714 nucleotides. RefSeq names its product defensin 2 (gene Def2). Gene Ontology annotation, biological process: defense response to bacterium; humoral immune response. The record is from RefSeq and is a predicted model, not a curated record. Lineage: Eukaryota; Metazoa; Arthropoda; Insecta; Hymenoptera; Apidae.